GUUUCAUAAUGGCGCGGCAUGGAAUGAAAACAAAUUUAAAUGAAAAACCAACAUACAAAUUAAGCCCUUACUAGAUCAUGAAGGAAAGCAGCAUUGAUUCCUUAAAAUAUGAACGGCUACCACAUAGAUCCUACUCAUCGAAGAUAAAGAUAGUGGAAUCUAACAGUGAUGUUGAGUUGGUAGACAGGUGGUAUGUGAGACUUUUAUCCCUGAUAUGUGUCCCUCUGUACGGUUUCUUAAAGAUCUAUGACCUGUACAGGUUUAUUAAAGAUACAUUCUUCACAGCUCUGGGAGGUCUGAUCAACUUUGUCAUAUUUUUUUUUCUGUUUGGUUGGUUUUGGAGAACAAGACUGUACAAGAUGUGUAAGAAGAUUUCUUGGAUAAGAAAAAUGAUAAAACUAAAUGUUCAUUAUCAUUUCUUAAAUUUGUUCUCUGCAGCUUGUCAGUUUUGCUGAGUAUAUGGAAUCGUAAAAUACAUUGUUUCUGUCUAUUGUUGCUGCCAAUAAUUGCAUCACGCCAUGGCAGACGGGUUGUUUUGGUUAUGCUGAUGACCUCUCUUCUAAAUGGUCCUGCAGCUAACAUGCGCAAUAACACAAGGUUAAUAACGUCCCAGAUGAACUGUAUUGCUGAAAAAGCUAAAAACAUGAGUGAUGUUUUGACGGAUGCUGUCGAAGAGAGAUACCAACGAUUGCAUGAUCAUGUUGUUCAAGUUAAGGAUAAAGCAAAACAAAAGAUGGAUAAUAUUCAACAAAACCUUCAGGAAUUAAAGGAUAAGAUUGAAAAAAAGCAUGCAUUUCUGCUAAAUAUCGCCAGAAAGAUCAACGAAUUUAGUGAUAAGUGUGAAGCAACGAUGAAAAAACUGAACAAAAAGUGCUUUGAUGCAUUCAAAAAAUGUGGCAAAGAAAAGAAGCGGUCAGUUAAUAAUUUACAGCUCAAUUAUUUGCCACCUACUUCACACAACUUUACUGAAUAUAAGCCAUUGAGAGAUGCUUUCAUCACGAGGAAAUCUGCCAGAUCUUACAGUUACAAAACCUCGACAAAAUCUGAUGAACCUUACCUACCAGUAGCAGGACAAAGUAAUGAGACAAAUCCUAAGCUGACUCUGGUAACUGGAACUCCCUCAUACCGAUUGAAGUACUUUGCAAACAGCUCUCAUUCUGAUUACAUGGAAAAUAAACCUGUUACUCCAAAAGCACCUUAUUCUAAUACCUUAGAUGAGGAAAUCAAUGAGAUGACUAGUGAAGAUGCUGAGCUGGAAGACACUACACCUCACCAUGUGUACUAUCAGAACAAGUCCCGCUACAAUUCACAUCCUCAUUCAGAGACACUUCACACUGGAAAAGUGUUUCACGUCAGGACAAGGAGAAACAUCUUUCAGAAAAUUCUCUGCUUCUUCAAAGAUGCCUUCAGUAUUGUAAUGCGACCCAUUUGUGAUAUAAUCUUUAAUUCCAUUGCAUACCUCUGCAAUGUGCCAAAGCUUGUCACCCACUUUAUCACCAGCAUCAUUCUCAAAAAAUUCUACUAUUUGGAAGAAACCAUCAAGAAAAACGCCUGGAUUGAAAUAGAUGCUAACAUGACUUUUGAUCGGAAAAUUGUCGAAGUUCGAAGUGCAAAGGAAGCGGCAGUAGAAUUGGAGCAGCGUCUUACAAACCGUUUCUCCUUCACACCCUUCACCAUUAUUGAAAUAUCUGACUACUUGAAACUCAUAUCUCUGAUACUAGUUUAUUGGAAAACCUAUGGUUACAUGAGCACUUACAAAAGUGACUCCUCCUUUGAUAACCAUUACAUUGGCAGAUUUCUUAUCAAAUACGACAGGCUGGCUGAAAGUUCUAUUUUUCCUAUGAAGCAAAGUGAUGGUGCAAAAUACAUACAGAUGGGUCAACUAACUAUGUCACCUGAAGAGUAUUUUGUAGCGACUAGAGGCUCGUUGAAAGCUAUAGCUUUCCUUAUUUUGAUAGCAGUGAUCGAAGGAGGAGAUAAGAUGUUACAGUUUAUGAUACACAUAAUGCAUCAGUAUGGGCCUAUCAGAGUGGAACACUUUAUUGAUGUCAAAGAUCUGAAUAAGAUAGAUGCAAUUUCAACUAACACAUCCAGAAUACACCUGCUGUUUGACACUGAGUCAUGUUUCAAGGAGCCCUUAGCACCUCAUUCUCAGACAGCUUAUCACUUCUGGCUGGGAGGCAUCAUUCUACUCAUAUCCCUGACACAAAUAUACUUCCUCAGACUCAGACAUACCUUGUGUGACAGUUUCAAUCCAGUCAUCAGAAGACGCAGAGUUGAAUUGUUGCACAACAAAAUAUUAAAAAGUAGAGCUUACGACUCUAAGCAUGAAGCUGAGACAUUGUUUGCUAAAGUUUCAGAGAGGAACAAGAUGCAGAGAAUAUUCCCUUGGCUAUUCGAGACUGCAUGUGCUGUUUGUAAUAGGAAUGAUUUACUGGAAGAAUGCAGCAAAUGUGACACUAUGUACUGUCGAAUCUGCCUCAGAGAUAUGGAUCAGAGAUGUAAGAUAUGCGAGGACAUCCUCUUCAAGAAGAAAUCCUCUCAAAUGUUGGAUAUUGACAAUGAGGAAUUCAUCUCAAAUGUUGGAUAUUGACAAUGAUUGAUUCCAGCAGAGACUUUGCGAUUCAAUUUAAUCUUAUUCUAUGAAUAAUAUUCAUAGCAAUAAUCGGUGUUGUUUGACACGUUAUUGAAGUUCAUCUCGACAGUUAAUUAUGUAAUUAAUUAAUUAUGUAUCUUUAUCAUUUCAAGUUUGUCAAAUUAUAACAUGUACCUGAUAUUUAAAGUAUUUAAUCCCUUGAUAUGUA
Molecule: messenger RNA, 2804 nt
Organism: Bolinopsis microptera
Lineage: Eukaryota; Metazoa; Ctenophora; Tentaculata; Lobata; Bolinopsidae
Exons: 9
Coding region: 542-2593 (683 amino acids)
Cellular component (GO): membrane
Source: RefSeq, a predicted model, not a curated record